AUGACCUUGAAAGGGUUAUUCAUCUUGAUGCUUGAGAUAGAGUUUGCCAUGGCUGAGAGGCCGGCGCGCCGUGGCAGCAGUUCGGCCGCCGCCGCGCCCUUCGCGGGUCCUCGCGGCACCCAGCCCUUCUCGGGUGCCUUCCGUUCGCGGCGCCGGCAGCUCACACAAAUACCCAUAAAACCUCCGCCGCGCCGAGCAUGCCCCGCUCAUCGGGCCGGCGGCGGAGCGCGAGUGGACGCCGCUCCCGCCCGCUCAGCUUGCGCCCGCCAUGCCCAGCCUCACGCGCCUCCACCAAGCUACGAGCUGCCUCGCUCCUCGCCGCACCGAGACCACCCCAACGCACCAGACACUAUAGCAUACUCUCGGCACUCCACGCGUAUCACUAUCUCUACACUAGUGGAC
This is a messenger RNA of Iphiclides podalirius (scarce swallowtail), 402 nucleotides long. Lineage: Eukaryota; Metazoa; Arthropoda; Insecta; Lepidoptera; Papilionidae. The record is from the annotation of a GenBank genome assembly.